AGAUAUGAUUGAGGAUUAGUUGGUUGGUUUGGGCAAGUGGUGAAUUCAAUUAGCCUAAAGGACAACUGGCGAUAGAAGCAGAGGUUUCGGUCCAAAAGCGUGAUUCAGCGGUCCAAAUUAUUAUUAAUUUUCUUAAUUAGAUUAUUAUUGAUUUUAUAUGGCGUCAAAUUUCCCACUCAUUUGCCAAAUUUGCCAGGAAACUGCUCAAUUUCAUCUGAAUUCUAUAUCAAAACCUCUGUUUCAAGGAAAUUUUUGUUAAAUUAAAUGAUUAUGGUGGAGGAGGGAUCAGAGAGGGCAUUGAUGAGGAGCUUGCAGAAGGAGCAAGAAAGAGAACGGCGUCGUAUACGUGAUAGGCAGAGAAGACAAUCCAUGAGUGUUGAGGAGAGGGAGAAGCAUCUCGCUAGACGCCGGAGAAACUAUCAACUACGUCGUCAGAGAGCUGAAAAUGCCCGCUUGGACCUUCGAGUUAAUCAAAAUACAACCACCACCACCACCACCACCACAUCCACCACCUCCUCCUCCACCACGCUCGCUGCCAAAAGUAACGAUUACCCACCAUUGAUUUCCGUUUCGAUUGUUGAUGCCCAAUGCAAUGUUGGUCUCAAUUCAGGGCACAAGAAUUCUGUAGGUUUGGAAAUUCCGGCUCAUAUAUUAGCUAAAUUACCCAGAAGAUUGCGUCUAAACCAUUUGAAACAUCUGGCGAGGUCACUGGAUGAUCCUGUAGAUAUUUCUAAUAAUCACAUAAUUGCUGCAGAUUUGAUCAUUAGGGGAAAUGUAAACGCAAAUUCCAGUUGUGUGCCUCCGAAAGGGUUACGAUUAAAUCGUGUUAAAUGGCUUGCCCGGUCUUUAAAUUCUGAUAUUGAAAAGGCUAAAGGUGAAAAUCAUCAAAGUCACGAGGAAGUAGAGCAAAAUCUGUCGAACAGGGAACUUCAGCUUCAGAUGCUUAGUAUGAGUAACAAUGUGUCAAAAGUUGAUCAAACUUGCAAUGUUAAAUGUGGAAAAGAAUGGUUUUUGCCUCUCUGAUGGAUGCAUUUCUCUCCUAAGCUAUUGAAGAAAGAUGAUGGAUGAAACUAAUAAAGCUCCUCUGCAUUGUCUCUCAUUUAAGUAUGCAAUUGCCAGAUACAAACAGCAAAAGAUGCUAGAACAAUGGAGCAUUGUAGAUAUAGAAUUUGAUGAAUUUUAGGCUGCAAGAAUAGUAACUUAGGCCAAAGGCUUGAGCUUGGUUUCUCUCCCUGAAUAACCGGGGCAUUAAUUUAUUUUAUUUUAUAUAAAUAUAUCCAUAUUUUUUUUUUCCACCUUUUGGGUUUUGGACUUGUUGGGAGAGUACGAUUUUCACUGUCUCGAAUUGAAUGUCAUCAUUCAAGUAUUUUCUAUGUAAUGGUAUCAUUAGACAAAUACACAGAUUCGGGAUUCAUUGGCUAUACAGAUUUUGUAGUAAUAUUAGAUUAAUUCUUAUUUUUGCCCUUGAA
Hevea brasiliensis (rubber tree) is the source of this 1469-nucleotide messenger RNA. RefSeq lists its product as uncharacterized. The record is from RefSeq and is a predicted model, not a curated record. Lineage: Eukaryota; Viridiplantae; Streptophyta; Magnoliopsida; Malpighiales; Euphorbiaceae. The transcript is spliced from 7 exons. Bases 265 to 1023 code for a protein of 252 amino acids.